Messenger RNA from Solanum stenotomum, 468 nucleotides. RefSeq lists its product as uncharacterized. The coding region runs from base 1 to 468 and encodes 155 amino acids. The transcript is spliced from 3 exons. NCBI's taxonomy places the organism in Eukaryota, Viridiplantae, Streptophyta, Magnoliopsida, Solanales, Solanaceae. The record is from RefSeq and is a predicted model, not a curated record.
AUGAGCAUGGAGAAGAUGUUGAAAAAGAUUAUGGCUGAUCAAGCCCAAUUAGCUGAUGAUGGUAUACCCAGGUAUGCGAAAUAUGUAAAGGAGAUUGUGGCGAAUAAAAGGAGGCUGACAGAGUAUGAGACUGUUGCACUUACUGAAGAGUGCAACUCUAGAAUCCAAAAUAAGUUGCCCACUAAAUUGAAAGAUUUGGGUAGCUUUACGGUUCAGAUCACAAUAGGGCAGAGCAUUUAUGCGCGAGGAUUGUGUGAUCUAGGAUCUAGUAUAAAUUUGAUGCCGACUUCUUUGUACAAAAAGUUGGGGCUGGGUAGUCCUAAACCUACUACCAUUAUCUUACAGUUGAGUGAUAGAUCUGUAGCUAGACCUAAGGCUGUGUAUGAAGAGUUGUCUGCCAUAACUGUGAUAGAUCUUGAGGCAGAAACUCGCUACAUUGCAUCUAAGGACCCUCUAGAGCGAGUGUGA